Molecule: messenger RNA, 1262 nt
Organism: Jatropha curcas
Lineage: Eukaryota; Viridiplantae; Streptophyta; Magnoliopsida; Malpighiales; Euphorbiaceae
Product: lignin-forming anionic peroxidase
Biological process (GO): hydrogen peroxide catabolic process; response to oxidative stress
Molecular function (GO): heme binding; peroxidase activity
Source: RefSeq, a predicted model, not a curated record
UUUCACUCUCUUUUGAUCUCUUACAUAUAUAGCAUUUUCUUAAGUAAGAAGGAGAAAAAUUAAAUAAAACUAAAAUGGGUUAUAGUUCAUCUGUUUCUUGCAUGGUUUUCACAGUAUUACUGAUAAGCUUGGCAUGUGAAGCACAGCUUUCUUCAAACUUCUAUGACAAUACAUGUCCUAGUGCCCUAAGUACUAUAAAGGAAGCUGUAGCUAAAGCCGUCUCCAGUGAGCGAAGAAUGGCUGCUUCUCUCGUUCGCCUUCACUUCCACGAUUGCUUUGUUCAAGGUUGUGAUGGUUCGGUUCUGUUAGAUGAUACUUCAUCAAUGACUGGCGAGAAAACUGCUCGCAACAAUGCCAACUCUAUUAGAGGUUUUAAUGUUAUUGAUAAUAUCAAAUCUCAAGUAGAGAGUAGAUGUCCUGGAAUUGUUUCUUGUGCAGACAUUGUUGCUGUAGCAGCUCGAGACGCAUCUGUUGCUGCUGGUGGACCAUCAUGGACAGUGAACCUUGGCAGAAGGGAUUCUACCACAGCAAGCAAAACUCUAGCUGAUAACAACCUUCCUGCAUUUACAGACACUCUUGAUAAACUGACUUCCUUGUUUAGUAGCAAAGGUUUGAGUCAGAGAGAUAUGGUUGCUCUUUCAGGAGCACAUACAAUAGGGCAAGCAAGAUGUUUGACCUUUCGCAGUAGAAUUUAUAGCAAUGGAAGUGAUAUUGAUGCUGGCUUUGCAAACACUCGCAAGCGCAAUUGCCCUUCUGAUAGUGGCAAUGGAGAUGGAAAUCUUGCACCACUUGAUUUAGUGACACCAAAUAAUUUUGAUAACAAUUACUACAGAAAUCUUAUUUCUAAAAAGGGUCUUCUUCAGUCUGAUCAAGUACUCUUCAGUGGCGGAGCCACAGACAGCAUCGUUAAUCAAUAUAGUAAAGAUGGUUCAAUUUUCAGAUCUGAUUUUGCAUCAGCUAUGGUAAAAAUGGGAAAUAUAAGUCCCUUAACUGGUUCUCAAGGAGAGAUACGCAGGGUUUGCAAUGUCGUUAACUAGUUGAUGCACAAAGAAUACUCAAGUGUCAAAUGUUAUUACCGUCAUAACCAUGUUUUUUAGUACUAUAUAUAGAAUUAUGUGCUGGAAUAAAUUGUGGGAGAAGAGCUUAAGCUAGAAUCAUUCCACUUGAGGCAUCCUAAUGCCUCAUUAUUGUAUUUUAAAUUGAAGUGUGAUUGAUUAAGUCUUUUUAUUAUUAUUAUUAUUAUUAUUAUUUUUUAGAGUGUA